Molecule: messenger RNA, 1372 nt
Organism: Boleophthalmus pectinirostris (great blue-spotted mudskipper)
Lineage: Eukaryota; Metazoa; Chordata; Actinopteri; Gobiiformes; Gobiidae
Product: cullin-4B-like
Exons: 6
Biological process (GO): DNA damage response; protein ubiquitination; ubiquitin-dependent protein catabolic process
Cellular component (GO): Cul4B-RING E3 ubiquitin ligase complex
Molecular function (GO): ubiquitin protein ligase binding
Source: RefSeq, a predicted model, not a curated record
GGUCACGAACCAGAUUUUACAAGUGAAAUCACUCUGUAUUUACCGGCAAACGUCUAUCUGUGAAAAAGGGCCGUGUUUCUGUUGUACGACUCUGUUAGCGUGUGAUUUUGUUUAACGAACGCUAUAUUUAAACGUUUACUUUAGACGAGGAACAACGCGGUUUCUAGCAAAAGAGGAAGCAAUAGCCAACCAUCUUUUUUCUACCAGCAAAAACAAGAAAGGGACAAGGCUAGGAUCAAGUGUAGUACUGUGGUAGUUUGUAGUUUAUUGUCUGUUUUAUACCUGGAUACAGCACUUUGCGGAGACGCAACUACGUGUACAAACACUCGGGGACAUUUAGUUCCUUCUGGACAUACCUGGAAGUUUGGGAUUAAGAAGACUGGCUGUAAAGAUUUAGUAUUCCCGUUUUUUCAUGUUUCCAACAGGUUUAUCUUCCCCUAAUCCCCCACCACCGCCAACCCAGGAGGCAAGACCAGAGACUACUGAUGUCAAAAACGACAGUGGAAACAUUACAUCUCCGAAAAAGAGGAAAAUAAACUGCUCCGAGAGGGAAGACAGUGCCGACACGAUCUCCCAUUCGCCCCCCAAACCGACCUCCUGCUCUCCCACCCCGCUGCACAUUCAGAAGAAGUUACGCUUUGAGGAUUCGCUUGAUUUCAUUGGACUGGAUGCUAAAAUGGCUGAGGAAUCUGCUGCUGCUUCGUGCUCAAACAAUAAAAGCAAAGUGUUUCUGCCCGGUGGCGUGGGGCAUCAUGCAAACGGACUGACAAAAGGGGCAGGCUCCACCACCUUCUCGAGCAGUAAACCUGGAGCUGCUAAGAAACUAGUCAUCAAGAACUUUAAAGAAAAGCCCAAGUUGCCAGAGAACUACACUCAGGAAACAUGGCAGAAACUGAAAGAGGCAGUAGAAGCCAUACAGAACAGCACUUCAAUCAAGUACAAUCUAGAGGAACUUUAUCAGGCUGUGGAAAAUCUGUGCUCUCACAAGAUUUCUGCCAAACUGUAUAAGCAGCUAAGAGCGGUGUGUGAAGACCACAUUAAGGCACAAAUUGAUCAGUUCAGAGAGGAUGCCUUGGAUAGUGUGCUUUUUCUCAAGAAAAUUGAUAAAUGUUGGCAAGAUCAUUGCAGGCAAAUGAUAAUGAUUAGGAGUAUAUUUUUGUUUUUGGACCGUACUUAUGUUUUACAAAACUCUAUGUUGCCAUCAAUCUGGGAUAUGGGCCUGGAGCUAUUCAGGUUUUACAUCAUCAGUGACGCGAAAGUCCAAAGUAAAACCAUAGAUGGGAUUUUGCUUCUCAUUGAAAGGGAGCGUAGUGGUGAAGCCAUUGAUCGCAGCCUUCUCAGGAGCCUGUUGAGCAUGCUCUCUGACCUUCAG